This is a messenger RNA of Helobdella robusta, 915 nucleotides long. RefSeq lists its product as hypothetical. The transcript has 3 exons. The record is from RefSeq and is a predicted model, not a curated record. The annotation marks the transcript as partial. NCBI's taxonomy places the organism in Eukaryota, Metazoa, Annelida, Clitellata, Rhynchobdellida, Glossiphoniidae.
GGAACGCGUUUGGCCGAUCUUUCAUGGGCCAUCGUGGAAAAUAAGUUGGAUCAACAACCGCUGCAGGAAAAUCUAGUUAACGUCAAAACCAUAAUUGACCAAUUGACCAGGGACGCCCCCGAAGAAGGAAGGCGUGAAUUAUCUGAAUUAUUAAAUAAUUUUCAGGAUAUAUUUAGUCAUUCAGGUACAGAAAUUGGAGUUGCAAAAGGGGUUUAUCAUAGGAUCAACACAGAGCAGGCCCGGCCAAUAAAACAACAACUCAGACGUCAUCCCCCGGCACACCAAAAAGUUAUCGCAAAACAGGUAGACGAAAUAGUAGUGAAGUUGGUCACUAAAAUAUCGUCAGAGAGGCAAUUGUGCCAAAUCUAUUCCAGUGUGAAAGUGCAAAUUCCAGCACGAGCUGAAAUAGAUGUACCAACAAAAUUGGUGGUACGCCAGCCAUCCAAAUUAACAUUGACAGAUUGUGCAUGUCCUGAGGCAGGGCAAGUGACGUCGGGUGUAUUUGUUGCUAGGACGUUGCUUCUGAUAAAAUACGAGGGUCAAUGUGUCAGAAUAUUAAACGUAAAUGAUGAAUCCAGGUUGAUUAAACAGGGAACGCGUUUGGCCGAUCUUUCAUGGGCCAUCGUGGAAAAUAAGUUGGAUCAACAACCGCUGCAGGAAAAUCUAGUUAACGUCAAAACCAUAAUUGACCAAUUGACCAGGGACGCCCCCGAAGAAGGAAGGCGUGAAUUAUCUGAAUUAUUAAAUAAUUUUCAGGAUAUAUUUAGUCAUUCAGGUACAGAAAUUGGAGUUGCAAAAGGGGUUUAUCAUAGGAUCAACACAGAGCAGGCCCGGCCAAUAAAACAACAACUCAGACGUCAUCCCCCGGCACACCAAAAAGUUAUCGCAAAACAGAAACAAAUUUACAACAUUUAA